Molecule: messenger RNA, 1602 nt
Organism: Cladophialophora yegresii CBS 114405
Lineage: Eukaryota; Fungi; Ascomycota; Eurotiomycetes; Chaetothyriales; Herpotrichiellaceae
Exons: 5
Coding region: 1-1602 (533 amino acids)
Molecular function (GO): oxidoreductase activity, acting on paired donors, with incorporation or reduction of molecular oxygen; iron ion binding; heme binding
Source: RefSeq, a predicted model, not a curated record
AUGUUCCUGCUCAUCCUCGUCGUCUUCAUUCUCGUGGUUCUAUACUCACGUUCCGGACGGGGUUCCCAAUGGCCAGAUGGUCCUCGCGGCAUCCCAUUCAUCGGCAUUCUGCCCGACAAGAAACUGAAGCUAUACGAACAGCUUGCUAACCUGGUGCCUCAAUACGGCGACUUCUUUUCUCUGCAACAGGGCCUGUCCAAGGUGAUUGUGUUGAGCAGCCCAGCUGCUGUCGACGAACUCAUGGUCAAGCGUGGAGGGAAGUACGGCUCCCGCCCUACUCCAUCAGCGCAAGCCAAGAUCGUCGGCCAGGGCAGGCUGGUUGCGAUGGAAUAUGGCGACGAUUUCAGGAAACACCGCAAGCUCAUGCACAAUCUUCUCGGCAUGCAGAAUGCAAAGAUCUUCCUGCCGUAUCAGGAGUACGAGAGCCGUCAGACGCUGAAAAAUCUGCUGGAAGGUCCGGACUCCUUCCUCACUGAGGUGGCCCGCUACUCGGCCAGCGUGACUUUCAGCCUGUUGCUCGGCGCCCGGUUCGACAGCAACGAUGCAAAGACACCGGAGGCGAUACGGUGUAUGUUUCAGGACAUGUUCAACAAGCUGCGUCCAGGCUACUGGUUGGCGGACUGGAUCCCCUUGCUGAACUACCUCCCCGACAGUCUUGCACCAUGGCGAGCCGAAGCACGCCGGACGCACGAGACCAUGAUGGAUUUCUGGUCCGUCCCCUUUGACGCCAUCGUGGACCGCAUGCAGAACGGAACCCCGCCCGACUGCUUCCUCACCCGCUUCCUGGCGAGCCCGGAGGCCGUCAACUUCUCCUUCGUCGAAAGACGCUCCAUCCUAGCAACCAUACUCACCGCGGGCUCGGAGACGACGGCCACCACGCUGCAAUGGUUCUUCAAAGCCGCCGUGGUAUAUCCCGACUUCGUCAAGGCCGCGCGAGAAGAACUAGACCGGGUCGUCGGCCCGGCGCGUUUCCCGAGCUGGCAAGACCGCCCGAACCUGCCCUACAUCGCAGCCAUCCUGGAUGAGCUCCAUCGCUGGGCGUCCGUCGCCCCAGUGGCCGCCUUCCACGCCACCAGCGAAAGCGACAGCUACCGAGGCAAGACCAUCCCUGCGGGCACCACCGUCAUCAACAAUGUCUAUCAUGUCCAUCACACCGACGAAUACUACGGCCACCACGAGCGGUUCAUGCCCGAACGAUACCUCUCAGAAAAAGACCCUAGGUACAGGCCAUGCAUGGCACACGCGCCCAUCCACUAUGGCUUCGGCGUCGGGAGGAGAGAAUGCCCCGGCAAACAUGUCGCCGAUGCCUCGCUCUUCAUCAUCAUCAGCCGCAUGCUGUGGGCGUUCGAUAUCCAACAGGGCCCGCAUCCGCCUCCCAGUGACGAAGUCGUGGGCGGUUUUCCAGUCAUCUUGCCGGCAAAGUUCGCGUGCAGCAUCAGGCCCCGGAGCGCCAAGGUUGCGGAGAUUAUUCGUGCAGAAGCGGCCGUCCAGGAUGCAUCGGCGCAGCUGGAAGAUGCGUCGCAGUACGAGGAGCAGCUUUUGGAGGUUCUGGAGCAGAAGCACCGAAGCGGGAAACGGUCUGCGGGCAAAGUAACCUCUUAG